Molecule: messenger RNA, 540 nt
Organism: Ornithodoros turicata
Lineage: Eukaryota; Metazoa; Arthropoda; Arachnida; Ixodida; Argasidae
Exons: 6
Coding region: 1-540 (179 amino acids)
Source: RefSeq, a predicted model, not a curated record
AUGUUUGACGCCCCUGUCACGACUACACUAACAAGUCCCAUCCAUGGCCAAGUAGCCCCACAACACCUGCCCCACGGAGUCCGACGCCCUCUGGCUCCUCCGUGGGAGCACCACAUGCUGGCCCCUCGAGAGAGUCCCAUCCAUGGCCAAGUAGCCCCACAACACCUGCCCCACGGAGUCCGACGCCCUCUGGCUCCUCCGUGGGAGCACCACAUGCUGGCCCCUCGAGAGAGUCCCAUCCAUGGCCAAGUAGCCCCACAACACCUGCCCCACGGAGUCCGACGCCCUCUGGCUCCUCCGUGGGAGCACCACAUGCUGGCCCCUCGAGAGAGUCCCAUCCAUGGCCAAGUAGCCCCACAACACCUGCCCCACGGAGUCCGACGCCCUCUGGCUCCUCCGUGGGAGCACCACAUGCUGGCCCCUCGAGAGAGUCCCAUCCAUGGCCAAGUAGCCCCACAACACCUGCCCCACGGAGUCCGACGCCCUCUGGCUCCUCCGUGGGAGCACCACAUGCUGGCCCCUCGACAGGUGAGUGUCUAA